AUGGCAACAAGAUCAAAACCAGGGAAUACGAAUAUGAAAGGUUUCUACAGGCAAAGGAAAAGCAGUAGCAUCGGCGGUGGUAUCUCCAAGAAGAACAAAUCUCAAUCGACCGCUUACCCAGCUGCUGCCUCUUUCGGCUCGGAUGUCACCCAACCCACCGCACUUAUGUCACACGCUUCUCUAGACCUCAAAGAUGAUUAUGAUGAGCAAGAAGAGCUGUUGAGGCAAUUUGAUAUGAACAUGGCAUACGGACCAUGCGUUGGGAUGACCAGACUUGAAAGGUGGGAGCGUGCUUGCAUUCUGGGUUUGAACCCUCCUAAGGAAGUCGAGAGUCUUUUGACGGGUGGCAAAGUUUGCCGUGAGUGCUUAUGGGAUGGUCGCAUUUAG
Prunus armeniaca (apricot) is the source of this 387-nucleotide messenger RNA. Lineage: Eukaryota; Viridiplantae; Streptophyta; Magnoliopsida; Rosales; Rosaceae. The record is from the annotation of a GenBank genome assembly.